AUGGCGCUCUUUGCAAAGCUUGCGACUUAUCCUCCACUGGCCCAAGUCACGGUGGUUUCUCCUACACGAGACAAGUUCAACUUUACCGUUGUCCUCGAAUCAUCAAGAUCGUUGCCCGAAAGACCGUGGGAGGUUUCGAUCUGGUAUGACCACGGGAGUUACGCCGGGAACAAAUCGCCAUGGCAAGCCCUGGAUCUGAAGCUCGAGCACACCACUCCAGCGGUUCUUUAUGACGAUACGCAAGCCGACAACUACCGGUAUACCUUCUCUGGCGACCUCGACAGCCCUUUUGUGUCCUUUGGCCGGACCUACAAGGGCCGAAGAGUGCCUUUCACGGUCCGCUUCCGCGUCGAUCCAACCGCGGAAUGGUCGUGGGUGUACCACAACUUCGGCAUCAGAGAUGGCGAACUUAUUCUGCAGCCUCCUAUUGACCCUAAUUUCCUCGGCGCAUCCCCGGUGGAGGUCGAGGAAGGUUGGACAUUGCGAAAGACGCCAAGCGAUGCACCCGAAGCUCGAUUAUACACCAUCGAAUCAGCCCACCCGAUACCGACCCCGGACGCUGGAAAUGCGUCGCCAGAAUCACUUGUCCUUGGUCGUGUAACUCAAGUGUGUCGCUGGCUGGCCCUGGUCCGGAUCUGGGAGCCAUGGUUUGCCCCUAGGCACGGUGGAAAUCGACUUCACCUGUCUGAACCAGCAAUUCUACUCUCCUUCCUCCGCUCUGAUGGUCUGCAUGUCGUCCUGCUGGCGGUGAACGGCAUCGAUGAGGCCCUGACAGAGUUUACAUCCACCCACGACGGUGCAAUUGUGGUUCGGGCUAGGAAUGAUACAGGACGAGAUCGCAAGUACAAAAUCCUGGCGGCUUCUGCUUGGAACUUCGAGGUCGCAAAUGCCGCCGUCAUGUACGAGAUGCGCAAACUAGUCCGCCAGUCCAAAGCAUACCACCAAGCGCUAGAACAGCUAGAGCGAUUACCCAGAAGCAUCCGAUCAGAGUCUCUAGAUUCAGAUACGGUGCUUGUCAAUCACGAGAAGCAUCCCACCAACGAUCCAACAGUGACUCCGCAGUGGCUAGGUAGUUGGUAUGACAGCCUUGCCUAUUGUACCUGGAACUCUCUCGGCCAGGAUCUGAAUGCACAGAAGAUCAUGGACGGACUAGAUUCGCUGGCUCGACACAAGAUCUACAUCUCGACCUUGAUCAUUGACGACAACUGGCAAUCCCUCGAUGGCACGCAAGGAGAAACAAAUCAAUUCCAACGUGGCUGGAGGGACUUCGAAGCCAAUCCACUGGGCUUCCCUAAAGGCCUGAAAGCAGCAGUCGACAAGAUCAGAGAGACCCACCCAAAGAUCCGUGAUAUUGCUGUCUGGCACGCGCUCAUGGGUUAUUGGGGCUGUGUCUCUGCAGACGGCAAGAUUGCACAAACGUACAAGACGCAGGAGGUCACAUUCCGAGAAGGAACUCCCAUGGCCGGCCGCAAAUUGGUGGUCCACCCAGACGACAUCCACCGCAUGUACGACGACUUUUAUCGUUUCCUGUCGAACGCAGGCGUCACCGGCGUCAAAACAGACGUCCAGUUCGCACUCGACCUCCUCAACGACACACCAGACCGACGAUCCUUUACGAAUACCUACCAGUCGGCGUGGACGCAGGCACACCUACGCCACCUCUCUGGAAAAGCCAUCUCGUGCAUGUCUAUGCUGCCACAGAUCCUCUUUCACAGCUUUCUGCCGACCACAACUCCCCGAAUUCUGCUCCGCAACAGCGACGAUUUCUUUCCAAACGUGCCCACGUCGCAUGCGUGGCAUAUCUUCGUCAACGCCCACAACGCGCUUUUCACCCAGCAUCUCAAUAUUCUUCCGGACUGGGACAUGUUCCAAUCCAGUCAUCCUUAUAGUGGCUUCCAUGCCGCUGCACGUUGCGUCUCUGGCGGACCAAUCUACAUCACAGACACGCCCGGCGAGCACGACGUCGGGCUCAUCCAGCAAAUGACGGCGCUGAGUCCGAGGGGACAGACGAUUAUCCUGCGACCCAGCUGUGUUGGCAAGACCAUGGGUGUCUACGACAAGUACGACGAAAAGAGCGUGCUCAAGGUCGGCGCCUACGACGGCAAAUCAGACGUGGGAUCUUCCUUCCUGGGCGUCUUCAACAUCGCCGAAUCAGAAACCAGCUUCAUCCUGCCCAUCACGAAAUUCCCGGGCGUCAAUGCUCCUGCCUCUUCCACCGGCAAUACAGAGGUCUCCGAAAACAAGUGGAUCGUCCGCUCGCACAUUUCUAACCGGAUCACGUCACCAAUCCGCCCCUCUGAUCCCAUCAAACCCGACAAUCUGCUCCAGUGCACGCUGCCCAUCCGUGGCUACGAUGUCUGGACCGCUCUGCCCGUGCACACCUUCCGCCUGCCCGCAUCGGACUCCGACCUCGGCGUCUCUGUGCUCGGCCUUCUGGGCCCAUUCACAGGUGCCGCUGCGAUUGUGGAGUCGAAUUUCAACCUCGACAAAGUCACGUCCGAGGCGGUUCCACAUCGCCUGAAAAUCCACGUCCAGCUCAAGGCGUUCGGACUGCUGGGUAUCUGGCUCUCGGACGUUCAAUCCCGGCAGCGCAAGGUCGAGGACAUGAUGGUCAUCAUCCAAGGACGAGCCGUGCCACAGCACGUGGUCAGCUUCGAGACAGAGCAUUGUCCUGCAGAGAGCGGAGUUCUCGUCAUCGACGUCGGCAAAGCCUGGGAGGAGAUGGAGCUAGAGUCGGGCUGGAGCAACGAGGUCGGGGUAGACCUCUUCUUGCAUUGA
Molecule: messenger RNA, 2778 nt
Organism: Cladophialophora yegresii CBS 114405
Lineage: Eukaryota; Fungi; Ascomycota; Eurotiomycetes; Chaetothyriales; Herpotrichiellaceae
Exons: 2
Coding region: 1-2778 (925 amino acids)
Source: RefSeq, a predicted model, not a curated record